Molecule: messenger RNA, 852 nt
Organism: Angiostrongylus costaricensis
Lineage: Eukaryota; Metazoa; Nematoda; Chromadorea; Rhabditida; Metastrongylidae
Source: the annotation of a GenBank genome assembly
AUGCUUGUGAAGCACUCGACAGGUAACGUAGAUGUGACAACUUCAAGGAAACUGAAACAACAACAAGGUAACAAAUUCUGGUACCGCUAUAAUUUCGAUCAAGCAGAAAGUCAUCAUAAACGGAGCAUAGACGACUAUAAUCCGAAGCCAAAGAUCUAUGCAAGACCGGGUGGUAAGCUGUUGAAGCGUGUUGAGAAUUACUUACCGGUAUUGAAAAAGGUUUAUUUUCCGCCUUGGUGGUGUCCGUUUGGUGAUGUGCAAACGAUUGUGAGUGGUGCACUACGCAAGUGUCCUCAAUUACCUUUUGUAAGAGAAGUGAUUGAAUUCGCUGAUGGCGGUGCAUUGGGUAUCGACUGGUUACAUCCAAAUGAUUGUGAAGAUGAUGCACCAAUAAUUUUAUUUUUACCCGGAAUAACAGGUUCAACUCGUGAUUGCGCAUACAUACUGUAUCCAGCACAGGAAAUAUGUGCGCGUAAAUGGCGAACAGUCGUUUAUAAUCCUCGCGGACUUGGAGGGGUUCAUCUUCGCAAUAAGAUAGCAUACAAUUCAGUUCGUCAUCACGAUCUUGCUGAGGUUAUCCAGCGGAUCUCAUGUAAAUAUCCGAAAGCUAAAAUAAUUGGAUGUGGAUUCAGUAUGGGAGGGUUUGUUUACGAUCUUGGAUGUCUAAAGUGCUUUCUAGCGUUUUUGAUGGAUAUCUUAUUUAGAAUGGUGUUAUUCAAUUACCUGGCUACCUGUACUGCAGAAUCUGCUAUUCUAUGUGGUGCGCUCGUUGUCUCUGCCCCAUAUGAUCCAUCCUCGACUACUAACUCUUUAGAAGUAGCGAUUUCGACCACCAUUGUUUGCUCCUAUUAA